AUGAGGUACAAAAGAAAGUUAAACACUGCCCACGCUAUGUACCAAGGCCCACCGCAACCGCCUUCUCAGGGUGUACCCAUGCCAUUCAUUGUUAACAACAACAAUCCCUAUCCAAACGGCAAUAUGAACUUUCCUCGCACUGCGCAGCAGAGUAUACCGCCCACGGUGUACCCUCCGCAAGUACCAUUUCCAGGCCAACCACAGGGGAGUCAGUUUCCGCAAGCUUCGCCAGACCAACAAGUGUUCAAUCAGCCACCACAAGUGGCCCAGCCUUUCCACAACUCUGCGCCAAAUACUAAUCUCGCUGGGGCUGCGAAUAAUGGGACCAUUCCAGUGUAUACACCGCUGACAUCCUUCCCUCAUCCCAUGGCAGCUGCCGCAGCAGCAGCAGCAGCUGCUGCUGCUACCGCUGCUGCUACUGCACCAUCUCCACAGCCUAUAUCUCCGGCAUCUCUACCGAUGUUACGAGUGCCAUACCACAUAAGAAAAUAUUUGUCCAACCUGGCGACCUUGAAAUUGUAUGAAGUAAUAAAUGAAAUCAACAUGGCAAUGAACAAGAUAACCUUGCUUUCGUUUUGGACGGACCUGGUAUCGAGGGUUUUCACUCCUGAUGCAGUGAUCAGGUAUAGUAAGAAGUCCAUGACUGAUUAUCGGGAAUUUGAGUUUGUUAUCCCUGUGUUCGUCAUAAUUUGCUCUACACUGGGCAGAUUUGGCAUUGUGAAAAUGGAAAUCAAAGUUCUGCAACUUAAGACACAAGUUCUAAGUAAUUCUACUAUUUUCUUCAAUUGUCCCCGCGCUACACUUAUUUAUUAUUAUCCUGAUGGUUCCUAUAUCACGCAUUUCGCACAGUUAAAGGGUGCGUUUGACCUUGACUUGAAAAUCAAUUGGCUGGACGUAUCUAUGCAUAGUUUCUUCCCUGAUGUUGAAUGGAACUCGGUGGAGAGGCUUUUGAGUGAUGAAUACAAGUCAUCAGAGAUUGAGAAAAUAUUCUCCAAAUUGAAACAAGAGGAUGUCAAGGAACAAGAAAACUCAUUCGCAGAAAGUAAUGGAACAAACGUGCCCCAAAACUUCGAAGCAAUAACACAGCUAAGAUCUUACUUUGAUGUGUUCAGAAACGUCUCCGUAUUCGGCACUCAAGAGGGGCUAAUGAGAAUUAUGCAGAUAAGUACAGUCAUGUCUACUUUGAAAAAUCUUCGAAAGUUCCAAAUCGAAAAGAACAUCGAUAGUCCUGUGACUGCCCUGAGUGCGUAUAUUGAUUCCGACAAGAAGGGCACCGUGGGCGAGCCCAUUCACUCAAAGAGGCGACGCAACAGUGGAAUCUCCCCUCACACCACUACUCUGGGACCGAGUGCUAAUUCCAAUACGAACAAUGACGAGCCUCUUACCAGUGAUGUUAACGAUACCAACAACGACAUGACGAAAAAGAAGAUGAAGUUCUGA
This is a messenger RNA of Saccharomyces eubayanus, 1440 nucleotides long. RefSeq names its product Mfg1p (gene MFG1). The transcript has a single exon. Bases 1 to 1440 code for a protein of 479 amino acids. The record is from RefSeq and is a predicted model, not a curated record. Gene Ontology annotation, cellular component: nucleus; transcription regulator complex. Gene Ontology annotation, biological process: negative regulation of transcription by RNA polymerase II; positive regulation of transcription by RNA polymerase II. NCBI's taxonomy places the organism in Eukaryota, Fungi, Ascomycota, Saccharomycetes, Saccharomycetales, Saccharomycetaceae.